AUGGAGACACCGGCGGCACGGGUGUUCGGAACGACGAGGUCCGUGCGUGUUGUUUACGCGCGUUUCACCGGACGUUUACCCGCUCCGCCGCUACACGCGGGCGGCGGCGGCGGCGGCGACGACGACGGCCUCGCCGAAAGCCGAAUCGACAAACCGGCGGCCGGCAGCCGCGAUUGCGGCGGCUGUUGCAGUCGUGCCAACGUGAACGGACACCGCCGCCUCCGCCCGACGGAAUCGCUGCUCCGCUGUGUCGCACCUACAGUCGGUGGCACCGAUCACCUAAUUAAUCUAUGA
This is a messenger RNA of Macrosiphum euphorbiae (potato aphid), 294 nucleotides long. The record is from the annotation of a GenBank genome assembly. NCBI's taxonomy places the organism in Eukaryota, Metazoa, Arthropoda, Insecta, Hemiptera, Aphididae.